AGGUGAAGCAACAGAAAAGGCAUGUUGGUUGCAACACUUCCACACCAUUCAUACCACUAGAGAAAGGUCCUCUUGCAACUCUACCCCCUUGAAAAGGCCCAGAAGAGAGGCUGAGGAUUCUGAUUGUAGUUUCCAACCAGGAAUGACUGACAGCAGCAUCUAUAAUGAGAGCACUGUAAUUGCAACACCACCCCAUAUAAUGAGGAAAUUCAUUGUUUAUGAGGAAAACCUCAUGGACCUGUUCAAAAAUUGCCCUGCCUGCUCAAGACACUGUGCAAUAAAGAGCAGAACAGUGGGUACAGUUCUACAUGUGGACCAGACCUGUGUUCAUUGUGAACAUCACAAACAGUGGGCCAGCCAACCGUAUGUCAAGAACACACCAGCUGGAAAUCUGCAGCUUGCUGCUGCUGUGCUCUUUAGUGGCUCAUCCUUCUUGCAAGUCACCAAGUUUAUGCAGGCAUUCAACAUUCAGGGGAUUUGCCACACUACAUACCUGAAACACCAAAGGACAUUCCUAUUCCCAACAAUCAAUUGGCAGUGGAAACAGCAUCAAAAUACUGUGAUUGCAGAAGCACUCAAAGGAAGGAAUGUAGUUCUGGGUGGGGACAUGCAUGCUGACUCACCUGGACUCAACUUGCAGCCAUGCACUACAACGAAAAUAGCGGAAGACCACAAGCAACAACAGCUUCAUGGGAGCUCUGAUGGCACAUGCAGUAUCCACACUACAGAAGAGAAGAGUACACAGUACGACUUCUGAAAAGAAAUCCCACAUAAGGAUCCUGCCCUGACAGCCCUGUCCAUCUUGUCUCUGUUCCAUGUUUCUUUGUUUGUUUUGUGUCUAAGCCCAUGGUUCUCCCCUUGUCCCACCUCCUUGUUACCCCUGGUCACGCCCCCUUGUUUAGCCCUUUUCUGCUUGAUUGUUUUCACCUGAUCCUCAUGUGUACUGUCCUAUAUAUUGGGGUUUCUUUCCUUCUGUCUCUGCUGGUUCGUUUUUGGUGUUUACUGGUUUCUUGGGCCAGAAUUGAUCCUGCUCAAGUUGUUUUUGAUCUCUUGUCUAGUUUAUCAAUAUCCUUGGUUACUUUUUGGCUUUUAGUUCUAUCUAGUUCUUGUUUUUGGAUUGUGCACAUCCUAAUCUAGUUUUUGUUUUAUCUUUUGAUUCAGGGUUUCAUUUACUCAGUUUGAGAGUGCAGCUCCUUUUUGGAUCUUGGCUUUUUGUUUUUAAACUCAGAUUUAUUUCUUUGGAUAGUUUUGUUUAUUUUGCCCUUUUUUGUUCACUCUGUUUUCAAUUGUCUGUGUCAUUUUGAGUCUAGUCUUGUUUUUGUGUAUUGUCCUGUCUUGCCCCCACUCAGAUUUCCUGGCCACUGAACCCCACUGCCUGGAAGCGGCUCACCUCUCUGACGUGUCAAGUCUCUGGUCUUGUGAGUCUCUACCUGGUGACUAGACUGGUGACAUUUGAGUUUCGCUUGAAGCUACGGGUUUCCUGUGUCUACCUGGCCCUUCCUCUGGAGCAGCCUACUCAGUGCUUGGGCCUGUGGUCAUCUUGGACUGUCUCAGUGGUCAUCCCUCCUGCCCGUAUUGUCUGCCCUGCCCAUCUGUUUGAACUUUCACUGCAAAUUCCCCCAGCUGUUCCAGUCUAUGUUUUGUUAAUAAAAUACCCUUGUCUGCUCAUUCUGCAUUUGGGUCCUAUUUCUUGCAGUUCCCUGACAGAACGAACCAGCCAAUUCGGGACCCAGCAAUGAGCAUCCAUAUUGUUCCUCCCAGUACCACUAAGGGGAGACUGACACUCCAACAGGCAGUGGCAUCGCUCCGCCAGCAGGGCCGGGAAGUUGUUUCAUUUGCCCAGUUUUUCUGGACCAUGGCAAGGGGCUUGGAGUAUCCGGACUCUACUCUAAAGGAGGUUUUUAAUCUCUGCUUGGAUGAUCCCCUACCAAAAUGGGAGAUGGAGCAACUAAGAGGCAUAGAUUAUUGGACCUUUUCUAAAUAUUUGCACCAUCGCAAGGACUGGCAGAUUCUUACACCCCCAGAGUCAGUCUGCAGGGACCAUGCCACCUUUCCUCCCACGCCGAGUCAAAUUCAAGACCCUAUCCCAUCUCCUACGUUGAAGCGUAGAAUGAGGAGGAAGAGAGCUGCCCAGAACGCCGCAUCAGUUGCAGAGCCGGUUGAAUCUGCCCUUGCAGCGCCAGAGCCGGUCGUGCCCACGCCAGAGCCGGUCGUACCCACACCAGUCAGUCUAGAGUUGAUUCAAAGUGUUGAAGUCACCCCAGAAGCUGCCAGUUGUGCACAUUUGAGCCCUCAAAGAUGUAAGAAGAGGAGGGCACCCAUUGUGCAGCCAAAUGCUCUUCUUUCAGAGAUCCCAAGCACACUGCGCCAAGAGGGUCUGAGUCCAGAGUUUGCCAAUCCAUUGACCUGGGAGGGUCCUAGUCAGGUGCCCCAGAGUCCAGUGGUUCCAAAGGACGUGAUUUUGAUGGUUCCUCCAGUGGUCGAGGAGGACCAGUGUCCGGAGAGCUCUAACACAUUGGUCCAGGAGGCCUAGACUCAGUUGGUCCUGUAUUCAGUGGGUCCAGAGGUAUACAGUCUGGAACCAAUGCCCAAGUCUGUCCAGUCUUCUCGAGUCAUUCCAGAGCCAGAUUGCAAAGAUCAACCUGCUCUCUUACCCUCACUGACUCAAGUCCCAGAUCAUCUUCUGACUCCAAGGAAGCAUAGGGCAAGAAGGAAGAGCACAGCCCAGAAUUCUGCAUCUGUCUCAGAGUCGGUCAAGUCUGCUCCAGUUAUUCCAGAGUCAAUCCAGCCUGCCACAGGCAUUCCAGAGCCAAUCAAGUCAGAUCCUGCUGUUUCAAAGCUAGUAGAGAUGGGGCCUUUCAUCCCAGAGGUGGCAAAGGCAACAACCAUAAUAAAGGUGGUUAAGUUAAAUGCAGUCAAUUCAGAGGCAGCUGAUAACCCACUGCUGUGUCCCCAGAAGCCGAAUUGAAUGAGUGCCGGUGUUGUGCAGUUUGACAUUCCCUCCCAGGAGGUUGCUAGUCCUCUGGUCCAGGAGGGCCUAAGCCAUGAGAUCCCAAGUCCAAAGGUCCAGGAUUUCUCAAGUCCGGGUGCCCUACCUCCAGUGGUCUUGGAGGACCAGCUUCAGAAUGUCCCUAGUCCUGUUAUCCAGGUGGACCCUAGUCAGGUGGUCCAAUAUCCAGUGGUUCCAGAAGAAUGUAACCUGGUGGAACCACACCCUAAGCUGCCCACUUCACCAGUUGUCUCUCUCCUAGAGAAGGAAUCUGUGACUGUCGAUGUAACUUCACCUGAACUACCAGUUAAUCAUGUCAUGCCCAAGAGGGGCAAUCAUACAAGUCAUGUUCCCAGAGCUUGCUGUUGAGAUGGCACCCCCUGAGCCCGUGUCAGCUCCAACCUUUGAGCCCAUCCCAGUGUCUGUGCCAGCUCCAGAGUCUGUGCUGGUCCAGGAGCCUCUAGAGUCCAUCACUGCAGCCCAGGAGGGCAUGUCAGAGUCAAGCCCAGUGCCUGUCCUUACAGCCCAGGAGGGCACCCCAGAGUCCAGCCCAAUGGCUGUCUCCGAAGCCCUGGAGAGUGCUUCCAAGUCCGUAUCGGAAUCCAUUCUUGCAUCUCCGGAAUUAUUUUCCCAAGGAUGCACCCUCUCUGCCCAUGUGGUCAUGACACCUGAGUUUGUCCCAAGGCACUUCACGCAUCAAGAGUUGGCCCCAGAGGCCAUAGAGGCUACUUCCAAGGUUGCGCCAGUAAAACAAGUCCACCUCCUUAGAAGGACCACCAACAAGAUCGCUAUCCCAUCCACCCCUUUAGCUAGUCCUUUUGGAUCCCAUAAGCCAGAACCUCCCUGGUCCUCAAACUAUUCCCCAGGAUUAUUUUCCUCCCUCCCAGUCCCACCCCUUAGGGUUCCUGGCUACCCUAGA
Messenger RNA from Carassius gibelio (silver crucian carp), 3908 nucleotides. RefSeq lists its product as uncharacterized. NCBI's taxonomy places the organism in Eukaryota, Metazoa, Chordata, Actinopteri, Cypriniformes, Cyprinidae. Bases 143 to 757 code for a protein of 204 amino acids. The record is from RefSeq and is a predicted model, not a curated record. The transcript has 5 exons.